Adineta steineri is the source of this 1281-nucleotide messenger RNA. The record is from the annotation of a GenBank genome assembly. NCBI's taxonomy places the organism in Eukaryota, Metazoa, Rotifera, Eurotatoria, Adinetida, Adinetidae.
AUGUAUUCAUCAUCACUGACUUCGAAUAGUUCAAUUUAUUUUCAAGAUUGUUCAGGAUUAGGUCCGUAUUAUGAAGCGAUACAAAUGAAUGUCACUGUAACUGGCUAUUAUACUUUUCUAAUCAACAGCGAGAUGAAUGCCACGUAUGGUUACAUCUAUAGAAAUAAUUUCAAUGUAUUUAAUUGGCUUGAAAAUGUCCUCAUCCAUGAUGGAGACUACGAAAAUCGAGGUCAAUUUCAACUCAAAGCUUUUCUUCAAGCCAACAUGAAAUACAUUUUCGUUAUGACAACAUUUUCUCCAAGUCUAAGAGGAAACUUUUCAAUUCAAGUAUCUGGUCCAAGCUAUAUCGGUUUCAAUCGUAUUUUGAAUACUCCAUCAGUUGUUCAAACUAUUUAUAUAUCAGAAUUGACAACGAACAGUUCAACGUAUUUACUUAGUUGUUCAAGUUCAAGUUCUUCCUAUGAAGCGAUACAAGUGAAUGUUCGCAGAAGUGGUUUUUAUACUUUCUUCAGCAACAGCAAUAUGGACACAUAUGGCUCUAUUUACAAAGAUUAUUUCAAUCCAUCUGAUCCAAUGAAAAAUCGACUCUUAGAGAAUGAUCACGGCUGCGGUCAAGAUCAGUUUAGAUUCACAAUUGCUCUUGAGACUAAUGUUACGUAUAUAUUGGUUGCGACAACGUUUAAUUCUAAUAUAAUAGGUGUAUUCUCGAUCUUUGUAUCUGGACCAGAUAAUGUUGAUCUCAAGAAUAUUAUGAAUACUCCAUCAGUUGUUCAAACAACUUAUACAUCAAAACUAACAACGAAUAGUUCAACCUAUUUACUUGGUUGCUCAAGUUCAACUUCUAACUAUGAAGAGAUACAAGUAAAUGUUCGUAGAAGUGGUUUUUAUACUUUCUUCAGCAAAAGCAAUAUGGAUACAUAUGGUGUUAUUUACAAAGAUUAUUUUAAUCCAUACAAUCCAAAUGAAAAUCGACUAUUAUACGAUGCUGUCAACUGCGCACCAUAUCAGUCUAGCUUUAGAAUUGCUCUUGAAGCCGGUGUCAGAUAUAUAUUGAUUGUGACAACGUAUGACUCCAAGGCGACAGGUGAAUUCUCAAUCUUUGUAUCUGGUUCGGACGAUGUUGAUCUCAAGAAAAUUACGGCUAUUUCAUCAGUUGUUCAAACAGUUUAUGCAUCAGAACUGACAACGAAUAGUUCAACCUAUUUACUUGGUUGUUCAAGUUCAAGUUCUAACUAUGAAGCGAUACAACAACAACAAGUAAAUCAUCAUAUGCUUGUGUGA